Calliphora vicina (urban bluebottle blowfly) is the source of this 2733-nucleotide messenger RNA. It is a transcript of the gene Vmat, whose product is annotated as Vesicular monoamine transporter. The transcript is spliced from 8 exons. NCBI's taxonomy places the organism in Eukaryota, Metazoa, Arthropoda, Insecta, Diptera, Calliphoridae. Bases 393 to 2324 code for a protein of 643 amino acids. The record is from RefSeq and is a predicted model, not a curated record. Gene Ontology annotation, cellular component: terminal bouton; synaptic vesicle membrane. Gene Ontology annotation, molecular function: xenobiotic transmembrane transporter activity; serotonin:sodium:chloride symporter activity. Gene Ontology annotation, biological process: aminergic neurotransmitter loading into synaptic vesicle; xenobiotic transport; transmembrane transport.
CAUAAUCUCCCUUAGGAAUUCUCUUGAUGAAAUAUUUCACCCAAUAAAUAUAAUACCAGCAACAACAACAAUAGCUGCUGAAAAUUUUACAAAAAGGAAAUUAUAAUUCAAACCACAAAAAUCUCACCAAAAAAAAAUCCGGCAGACAAGAAAAACCCAGCUGCAAGGAUUUACCUUCACAACAACUCUACAACACACAGUGCGAAACGUCAACACUUGCUCUAUCAAUUCAUUGCUUUAUUCAAUCCUCCAUCAUCAUCAUUAACCAACAACAAAUAUUGUCGUCUACAUAACAAGAGUAUAAGGCAAUAUUCUCUUCCCCUUUAAUACUCUUCUUCUUCAUACUCAUACAAAUAAAGCAUCUCAAUCAAACGUAAUAAUUUUGUAACGCAAUGCAAUCGACUGAUACUGGUGGUGAAUUGAGACAACAGCAUAACACAUCAUCAUCAACGCUGACGACGACGAAUACCGCCAAGACGGGUAUCAACGAAACAACAACAACAUCCUUCACCACUACCAAUACACCGAACUCAACAGCACUCAACAACGAUACACCUAGUAAGAAUCCCUUCAAACAGCAACUAAGUCAACGACAGCAACAGCAGCAACCACAUAAUCAAAAUGGCCACUCGGAUGCGGCCCACAAUGCCGAACGCGGCUCAAACUUUUCCGGCAUAUUGGGAGUGGGGUCGGCCACAACACCACCGCCCUCAAACAAAAUGACCUCGUCCUCGGGUAAUGGCAGCGGCUCGGCUGGAUCGGUUGGUGGCAGUGGACCACCUAUACCACCGCCAGAUCAUAGCCGUCAAGAAGAUUAUAGAGCUGCCGGGUCCUGGGCCGCCUUUAAGAACUGGAUGAUCGGAUGGCGUGGAUCCAGACGUUUGGUGUUGGUAAUAGUGGCCAUUGCUUUGCUUUUGGAUAAUAUGUUGUUGACUACAGUCGUUCCUAUUAUACCUGAGUUCCUUUAUGAUAUACGACAUCCAGAUGCACCCUUGGAUAGUUUUCCACGUACCCCUUUAACCUUACACACACCGCCUCCACCCACCCAAUGUCCCUGCCUUAAGGAUGGUGAAGCCAUACCCACUAUGGAAGUUUCCACAAUUAGUUCAGAGGAAAAUGAAACAUUUUAUCGUGAAAUGGAGGAGCGUCAUCAGGAAUUGGUGGGAGAAACUGUGGAAGUUGGUCUACUGUUUGCCUCCAAGGCAUUUGUGCAACUAUUGGUUAAUCCAAUUGUCGGGCCAUUAACACACAGAAUUGGUUACAGUAUUCCCAUGUUUGCCGGUUUCGUUAUUAUGUUUGUAUCGACGAUAAUUUUUGCUUUUGGCCGCUCUUAUUUGGUGCUCUUUAUUGCUCGUGCCUUACAAGGCAUUGGCUCUUCGUGCAGUUCUGUGUCGGGCAUGGGCAUGUUAGCCGAUCGCUAUACCGAUGACAAAGAACGUGGCAAUGCUAUGGGCAUAGCCUUGGGUGGUUUGGCGUUGGGUGUUUUAAUCGGUCCGCCAUUUGGUGGUAUAAUGUAUGAGUUUGUAGGCAAAUCGGCACCAUUUUUAGUACUUUCCGUAUUGGCUCUCGGCGAUGGUCUAUUGCAAUUGUUUAUGCUGCAGCCUUCCAUACAGAAAGCAGAGACAGAACCGCCCACUUUAAAGGCCUUGAUAUCGGAUCCUUAUAUAUUGAUAGCAGCUGGUUCUAUAACUUUUGCCAAUAUGGGUAUUGCUAUGCUGGAACCUUCAUUACCCUUGUGGAUGGUGGACAACAUGGGCUCUAGCCGUUGGGAACAGGGUGUAGCUUUUCUGCCUGCCUCUAUCAGUUAUUUAGUGGGCACCAAUCUGUUUGGUCCUUUGGGCCAUAAGAUAGGCAGAUGGUUUGCAGCCUGUUUAGGUUUAGUAAUAAUAGGAGGUUGUUUGAUAAUGAUUCCCAUGGCCACUUCCAUUACCCAUUUGAUUAUACCCAAUGCCGGCCUUGGUUUUGCCAUCGGCAUGGUUGAUUCUUCCAUGAUGCCCGAGUUAGGUUAUUUGGUGGACAUACGUCAUUCCGCAGUUUACGGCAGUGUUUAUGCUUUGGGAGAUGUGGCUUUCUGUAUGGGCUUCGCUAUUGGCCCAGCCUUGAGUGGUACUUUGGUAAAAACCAUCGGUUUUGAAUGGAUGUUAUUCGGUAUUGCUAUAUUGUGUUUCCUGUAUGCACCCCUCUUGACACUGCUUAAAAAUCCGCCCACUCGGGAAGAAAAGAAGGUGGGUAGUGUAGAUGAUGUAACGUCGGUACAAGCAACCAGUCCUGCCAUUUUACAAGAUGGCCUUGUAAAUACUGCUUAUGAAAGUGAAAGGCUUUGAGAAUUUUAUUUUUUACAUAUUUUUUUUUCUUGAUUUUCUUUUAGUUGUUAAUGUAAAUUUAAAAGUAGAUUUCUGUAGUUUUAUUAAGCUUGUGUAAUUUUUCUUUUUUUGUAAUUUAAAUUUUUGUAUUAUUUGUAAAAUAUUAUCGAGAUUUGUUCAAUAUUUUGAAAGUUAUGGUUUAAAAUUGAUUUAUUGUAAACAAAUGCUUUUAAUUAUUGUUUAAAAUUUCUUGCUUUUAUUAUAGAAAUAUUUUAUUUAUAAUUUUUUUCUUCUUAAUUUUAAUUUGAGAAUUUUAAUUUUAAGUUUUCAUUAUUUUAUUUAAUUUUCUUUUUUUAAUAUUAAUUUUUAUGUAAUUUUUAUUUUUAUUAAUAAAAUACUUUUAAAAAAGUGCCUGUUUAUAAAAAACAAA